CGACAACAUCGGCGCGGGCUUUCUGAAUAUUAAUUCUCGGCUAGGUUAGGUACACAUUAAUUCCAUAUUCUAGUGAGGUUCUACCUGAGGUUCGUUUUCCAUAAAUCUGCGGAAGCCGAAAAAAAAAAAAUAAUCAAAUCAAAUCAAAACUACGAAAAUGGCUUCCCAAUUAGACAAAAGCAAGCUAGGGUUCAUCGGAGGCGGUAACAUGGCUGGCGCCAUUAUCGGCGGCCUCGUUGCCAAAGGCGUUAACAAGCAGAACAUCAUCGUCUCGGAGCCCUGGGAGGUGAACCGGGAUAAGAUCCAAGCGACCGGGGUGCGCACCACCGCGUCCAACGCCGAGGCCUCGCAGGAUGCCGAUCUCCUCGUCCUCGCGGUGAAGCCCCAGGUCACGAAGGGCGUGUGCCAAGAGCUCGCCGGUGCUUGGGCCGGCCGCACGUCCCUGCCUUUGAUCGUCUCCAUCGCCGCGGGCAUCACGCUGCAGAGCCUGAAGGACUGGCUCGAGCUCGCCGACGGACGCACGCCCCAUAUCAUUCGCGUCAUGCCGAAUACCCCCGCUCUGCUGGGCGAGGGCGCAUCCGGCCUCUUCGCGAGCGGCGACGUGUCGCAAGAAGAGAAGGACUUGGCCGCCGCGCUGCUGGGAAGCGUGAGCAAGGUGGCCGAGUGGGUGGACCGGGAAGAGCUCAUUGACGUCGUGACGGGGCUGUCCGGAUCCGGACCUGCGUAUUUCUUCGCCAUGGUAGAACACCUGAUCGAAAGCGGGAUAAGCCUAGGGCUGUCCCGGGAACAGGCUACGCGUCUAGCCAAGCAGACUUGCUUCGGGGCGGGUAAGAUGCUGGUGGAGUCGUCCGACGAGCCGGCGCAGCUGCGGAUCAACGUGACUAGUCCGAAGGGGACUACGGAAGCCGCCCUGAAGAGCUUCGAUGCCUCGGGGUUCAAGGAGACCGUAGACAGGGCCGUAAAGGCAGCGGCUGACCGGGGAAAGGAGCUGGGGGAGACUCUUGCGAAGUCAUAAUUUCGCAGCGCUUAUCCGUCAUUUGUGAUUAGAAAAUACAAAGGACUUCGCAGACUUGAGCUUCAAGUUCCUUAUCAACAAGUAUGGUUGGUAUAUGGAGUGGAGUGGAGUGUCUUGACUUGACUACCUGGGGCUGUUAAGUUGAUCUGCAUGUGCAUAACGGUUGAACAGAAAAGAAGACAUCUCCUAUCUGCGCACCCUUAUAGGUAUUAAGCUAUAGUUACUUCGCAUUUCUAGAUGCAGUGCCAGUCUCUGCACCCGCCCCAAAGGACGAAAAUGUCAGUUGAAUAUUAACUCGCAUUCAGUUACAUUUUCUCAGAGUGUUUUAGAAGCUGUUGAGACAACGAAAGCAUCUAAGCGGUCAAUGUCCGAUCACCAAUAAACGAAACUAGACCUAGUCACCCUACCUUGGGUAAAUACAGAUAUGAAUUUGCAUACAUCGUCAUCAUAUGAUAUAGAUACUUGUACGUUAGGUCAUCGCCAUACUUUUUCGGAAUGGUUAUUACAAAGACUUAGUAAAAAGGAAUCAUUUGUUGUUGCCUUAUUAGUCAGUCAAUGCAAUAAGAGCC
This is a messenger RNA of Daldinia caldariorum, 1584 nucleotides long. Its product is annotated as pyrroline-5-carboxylate reductase. Bases 158 to 1015 code for a protein of 285 amino acids. Gene Ontology annotation, biological process: L-proline biosynthetic process. NCBI's taxonomy places the organism in Eukaryota, Fungi, Ascomycota, Sordariomycetes, Xylariales, Hypoxylaceae. The record is from RefSeq and is a predicted model, not a curated record. The transcript has 2 exons. Gene Ontology annotation, molecular function: pyrroline-5-carboxylate reductase activity.